AUGCCGAAGCGAACCAGGAAGGCGUCAGCGGCGCGCAAGUUGCCCCCUGCAACAGGGAAACGGAAAUACACUCGAAGGGCGACUGCUGCCGCGCCUACUGCAGUAGAUGGAGCCAUUGACGACACCACCGUAGGGGCAGCAGCGUAUAAUUCCUCCAAGUCUGCCAUCGAGGUGACGCAUGACCCAUCUACGCAGUGUGGCGGCGAUGGCGCCUUGUCCACGGACGGUCAUGACACGUGGGAGGAGGAGGAGGUGUACAGUGGACGGUACGAGCUGUCACCCGAGGAGACGUACCGGCAAACAAGUGCGCGCCUGCUGCUUCCCCUGCACGCCGUCCGCUUUGUGCUGACGCAGGCAAAAGAAGGUGCUACGGUCCCCUUCCUUGCGCGGUACCGGCAGGGCGAGACCGGUCGCAUGGACGAGAUGCAGUUGCGUCUUGUCAUGGAUACCGCCAAGGAGGUGACUGAGGUCCACCGUCGCCGCCAGUUCAUGCUGCGGAGCCUGGAAAGUCGAGGCUUGCUGACGCCGGCGCUUCAGUCGGCUCUCGAGUCCAUGGCACACGUCAGCCAGCUCGAGGAUGCGUGGGAGCCAUACAAGGAGCGUCGAACAAGCCUUGCCUCGCGCGGACGGGCUGCCGGACUGGGCCCGUACGCCGAAGCCCUCCUGCACUUCAACCCUGAGGACCCUGAGUGCAAGGUGCGCCUUGACGAGCUGAGUGCGUUGGUGCACCGCACUGACGAUGGGGAGCGGUUGCUAAUCGCCAUCAUUGCUGAAGACGUGCAGCGAAGCGGAGAGCUACGGCGCCGAAUUGGUGAGUACUGCCGUCACACAGCACGCCUGUCAUGCACACUGAUGACGAAGCCGCGCAAGAAGGUCGCGAGGGAGCUGCAGGAGGAGAGCUUUGAGGCGCUGCGCAGGCACUUUGCCUACUACGACAAGAAGUCCUGGUCAGUCCAGCGCAUCGCAGCGCACGUUGUGCUGGCGUUGCAGCGCGGCGAGGCGAAGGGCGCGCUGAAGGUAGACACAGAGUCAGGCCCGAAGAGCCACGGGCUAUUCAUGCACACCGUUCGCGAGCAGUACCCGGCCCUGAAUCGGCUGCUACCGUUAUCGUCGUCCUCGGUGCCCACUGCAGACGGUGCCGGUGCCUACUCCCACGUCUUUCAUGCUUUCAGCUAUGGACGUAAGAUUGUGCAUGCCGGCUUGCAGACUGCUUACGAUCACCUCGUCAAACAGGCCCAAUUUUCGAUUCGGAGAGACCUGAAGAAGAGCGCGGAGCGGGAGGCCAUCGUUGUGUUUGCGCACAACCUACACCACAUGCUUCUCCAGCGGCCUCUCUCCCGCUCACGCAUCUUGGCGAUGGAUCCUGGGCUGGCAAAUGGUGUGAAGUGCGUGGCGCUGGAUGAGCAUGGCGCAGUGGAGACCUUUUUCACCUGCACACUCAUGGACGAGCAGAAGAUGCGGCGCUAUGUCAUUCAGGUGAUUGAAUCAAAGAAGCUGAACAAAGUUGUGAUUGGCAACGGCACGGCGUCUGGGCGCGUGACGGACUUGAUUGCGGACCUCAUCAAGCAGCAGAAGUGGGAAGACGUAGAGUUUGCCGUCGUGAGUGAGGCGGGUGCGAGUGUUUACUCCGUUUCUGACAUUGCGAAAGAGGAGUUUCCAAAUCUCGAUGUCAUGUACCGUGGCGCGGUGAGCAUCGGCCGUCGUGUACUGGACCCUCUGAGCGAGCUGGUAAAGAUACCAGUGCGCAGCAUGGGCAUCGGGAUGUAUCAGCAUGACGUAAAUGAAAAGGAACUGAUGCGAGAGUUGAACUACGUACUGGAGUCCUGCGUCGCCAAGGUGGGAAUCAACGCGGCCAGCGCGAACCGGUGUGUCAUGGAGAAGGUGCCUGGGAUUAAUAAGAGAGUCGUGGAUCAGAUUGUGCUGGUGCGCCAUGCGAGGAAGUUGCAUAGUCGCGAAGACUUGCGGCGAGUGCCGGCCAUGACGGAGAGCGUCUACCAGCAGAUUGCAGGCUUCUUCCGCUUCCCCAACUCGCCAGAGCCACUCGACAACACGAGCAUCCACCCCGAGUCGUACCCGGUGGUGCGGCGUCUCGUGAUGCUGUACACGGCGGGCCAGCUGGGAGACGGCGAGAUGAUGGCCAAGAAGCCGGAGGACGCGGCAGGUGGUGCGGCGACGGCACUCGGCAACGCGUACACCCGCCAGCAGGUCGCCCAGCAGCUGGAGCGUAUGUCUCCCACUCAGCUCGCGAAGUUGGCCUCUGAGAAGCUGUCUUGCAACGUAGAAACGCUGGAGCUGUUACGCCAAGAGCUGCUUCACCCGGGAUUGGACCCGAGAGCCUCGCUUCCGCACGCGGGACUACUGCGCCGCGAGGUCUACGACGUGAAGAGCCUCCGUCCUGGUCAACUGCUUUCCGGUGUUGUGCAGAGCGUCACGAUGUUCGGUGCGUUUGUGGACUGUGGCCUGCACGACUCGGUGCUGUUGCGCGGAGAAGGCGUGGAUGCUCUGCAGGUGGGCAUGUACCUGAACCAGUGCAUCUGCUUUGACUCCCUCGACCACUUGAAGCGUCCGCGCAUGCUCUUGGUGGGCCCUCCUGCUCAUGCUGCCUCUGGCGCCAGCGCAGAUGGCAUGAAAGGAGGUGCGUCGUCAGCCGCACCUCGACGGCUUCGGCUGGAGGCCGAGGACGUUCUUGGAAGCAACGGCCGAGGCUUUGUCAGCCAAGCUGCACCGGCUGCGGGUCUCUACGAUUUGCAGGCGAGCCACGUGCAGGGGGACAUCACAGCAGCGGCCCCGACACUGACUGUGCGAGUAAUGCAGGAGCGCAAACGUCGCGCUGGGGAGGCGCUUGGUAGUGCAAACAGCACCUCGAUCCUCAGUUCAAUAAAGGUGGAGGAGAGAAGCCAGACGAACCUGACGUCUCGUGAGCACCUUUCUCACUCACCGGUUACAAAGCGAGCCCGGGCGGAGCCAGAGGCGGAUGCCACCGCUCGCCACGUGCAGCGGUGUGUGGAGACCGCCAUCGUUUCCUCUGCUGACGCUCGUCCACAUUCAACCCUGUACUCGCCGUUGCCGUCAAUUUCCACCUUGAAGGGUGGCUUCACGAAGCCGUCUGCGAACGCUUCGCAGACGUCGAAGCCGACUGCUCGUGGAGUACACGCGGGGGGUGUCAGUGACCAGCAUGGCACCGGUGGUGGCAGCAGCGACGCCGUCUUCUCAUUUUGA
Messenger RNA from Leishmania braziliensis MHOM/BR/75/M2904, 3219 nucleotides. Its product is annotated as putative transcription modulator/accessory protein. Gene Ontology annotation, molecular function: mRNA binding; structural constituent of ribosome. Gene Ontology annotation, biological process: translation; nucleobase-containing compound metabolic process. NCBI's taxonomy places the organism in Eukaryota, Euglenozoa, Kinetoplastea, Trypanosomatida, Trypanosomatidae. Bases 1 to 3219 code for a protein of 1072 amino acids. The record is from RefSeq and is a predicted model, not a curated record. The transcript has a single exon.